AUGAGCUUAGGUAACCCCUUAACCAUUAAUUUCCUAAACAAAGCAGACCCCAACCCACCCAUCAUCCACACCAUCCCACCCCAACCAAACCACCAUAACAAUGAACAUCUUAAAUCCACCCUCUACAGCUACCCCCAGCCCCCAACCCCCAACCCCCACCCCGAACACGCAUACGCCCCCUCCGCCUCAUCUGCGCAGGCCUCCCGCGCUCCGCAACAGAAAGUCUCAGCCACGCUCUCGAAGGACUCAACUACAGGCCGUACUACGGCUGGACGCUCGUCUCCAAUUCCAACGGUGGCUACAUCCAAGAAUGGGCGCAUCUAG
Molecule: messenger RNA, 324 nt
Organism: Aspergillus eucalypticola CBS 122712
Lineage: Eukaryota; Fungi; Ascomycota; Eurotiomycetes; Eurotiales; Aspergillaceae
Exons: 2
Coding region: 1-324 (107 amino acids)
Source: RefSeq, a predicted model, not a curated record